AUGUUGCAACCGGACACCGUCGCCAUGGGCAAAGACCAGGAAUCUCAGGAGAGCUGGCUCGAGAAACGAGGAAUUGACCCAGGCAGUCGAAUCCGUCUCAAGAAGCUCUCGCACGUUCGCUACCAGCAUCCCAACCUAGACGAAAUCCACCAAUUUCUUCUGAACUUUGGACUCCAGGUUGCCCAAAAGACAGACCAGGAGGUCUGGUACUCGGGCUAUGGGCCGGAUGCGUACGUGUACUAUGCGAGGAAGGGUCCACGGAAAUUCCUUGGUGGGGUCUUCGAGGCCGAAAGCCGUGAGGACUUUGACCGAGCAUCUCGCCUUCCCAGUGCAGGAGCAAUUGAAGAACUGAAGCACGCCCCGGGAUGUGGGUUACUACUAACAUUGACGGACCCAGAGGGGUUCCCGUUUAAUUUGAUCUAUGGGCAGCAGGAAGUCACCGCCAAACAAGACCUCUUUUUUGACAAGGUCCUUCUAAACUUCCCCGAUGAUAAACCACGCGUUAGGCAGUUCAACCGGUUCCAACCAGGCCCAGCCGCGGUGUAUAAGCUAGGCCACUACGGUAUGAGCACCCAGAUGUUCGACUCGCAACUGCACUUCUACACCUCCACCUUCAACAUCAAUCCCACCGACUUCGUCUACAUGGACCAAAACGGGGAGCGGAUCCCAGUAACCGUCUUCAUGCACCUCGAUCUUGGCGAGACAUCCGUCGAUCACCACUCGCUGUUUCUCAGCCUCAACCCAACCUGGGCACAUGUCCACCAUUGCUCCUUUGAAGUACACGACUUCGACGCCCAGCAGCUUGGUCAUCAGUGGCUGGCGCAGAAGGGGUACCGGCCUGCGUGGGGAGUAGGUCGGCAUGUUCUUGGGUCGCAGAUCUUUGAUUAUUGGUGGGAUGUCUCGGGGAAUAUGAUUGAGCAUUAUGCGGAUGGGGAUUUGGUCAACCGGGAUACACCGGUGGGAUUUGUUGAGGCUGGGGAGGACACGUUGGCAGUAUGGGGACCUAAAGUGCCUGCUGAGUUUGUGGAGUGA
Aspergillus welwitschiae is the source of this 1032-nucleotide messenger RNA. Its product is annotated as 2,4,5-trihydroxytoluene oxygenase. Gene Ontology annotation, biological process: L-methylmalonyl-CoA metabolic process. NCBI's taxonomy places the organism in Eukaryota, Fungi, Ascomycota, Eurotiomycetes, Eurotiales, Aspergillaceae. The coding region runs from base 1 to 1032 and encodes 343 amino acids. Gene Ontology annotation, cellular component: mitochondrion. The record is from RefSeq and is a predicted model, not a curated record. Gene Ontology annotation, molecular function: methylmalonyl-CoA epimerase activity. The transcript is spliced from 3 exons.